Diatraea saccharalis (sugarcane borer) is the source of this 831-nucleotide messenger RNA. The record is from the annotation of a GenBank genome assembly. NCBI's taxonomy places the organism in Eukaryota, Metazoa, Arthropoda, Insecta, Lepidoptera, Crambidae.
AUGGGUCGUGUGAUACGUGCUCAACGUAAAGGCGCCGGUUCAGUCUUCGUGUCCCACACGAAAAAAAGGAAAGGUGCACCAAAACUGAGAUCUUUAGAUUAUGCCGAGCGUCAUGGAUACAUAAAAGGUGUUGUUAAAGACAUUAUCCAUGACCCAGGCCGUGGUGCCCCUUUGGCAGUGGUUCAUUUCCGUGAUCCCUACAAGUUUAAGACUCGCAAAGAAUUGUUCAUUGCACCAGAAGGCCUGUAUACUGGUCAAUUUGUGUACUGUGGAAAGAAAGCUACUUUAGAAGUUGGAAAUGUGAUGCCAGUAGGAGCCAUGCCUGAAGGUACAAUUGUGUGUAAUUUGGAAGAGAAAAUGGGUGAUAGAGGACGGCUUGCCCGUGCCUCUGGUAAUUUUGCCACAGUUAUUGGCCAUAACCCAGAUGCCAAACGUACAAGGGUUAAACUGCCAUCUGGAGCUAAGAAAGUGCUGCCUUCAAGCAAUAGAGGAAUGGUUGGCAUUGUUGCUGGCGGUGGACGUAUAGACAAACCCAUCCUUAAGGCUGGACGUGCCUACCAUAAGUAUAAGGUUAAACGUAACUGCUGGCCUUAUGUACGUGGUGUAACAAUGAACCCUGUAGAGCAUCCUCAUGGUGGUGGUAACCAUCAACAUAUUGGUAAGCGUCUACCGUCAAGAGAGGUACAUCGGCCGGUCGCAAGGUUGGUCUCAUUGCUGCCAGACGCACCGGAAGAAUUCGCGGUGGCAAGACCGAUACAAAGAAGGAGGCGUAAACCUAUUUGUAAACAAAGUAAAAACAUCAAAAUCACACUUGUUGUUUCUCUUCAAUAA